AUGGAUGAUUUGCCGAGGCACAGUCACAGAAAGCAUUGCUUAAUUAUUAUUAUAGAGUUAAGAAUAGUGGCUUAAAGGUCCCAUGCCACGUUGGUGUUACAUCAGCAGUGUUGUUGUUGAGGAGUCUUCACUCUUCACAGUUUACACACACCGAACACUCGGUCAUCGCGCUCUGGUGGGAUCCAUCUGGCAGCAGAAGUAAAAGCAACGUGGCGUCAUUGACAUGCGACUAUGCGAGGGUUGGUUGGGUCAUGGGUGUCGUCGUUGGGAUCUCUCGCAGCGGAUAUUGGCACUCAAAUCUCCCUAAAAACUUAUCUAAAGACGUCCAAAUGAGUCGUGAGGCUUUUGCUCCUUCGCCACCAACCCUGCCUAUCUAUAGACUUUUUUCUGCUUCUUUGACCCCACCAAACCCCCGCAACCAAACCAACAACCUCCCGUCCCUCUCCGUCAGACAUAUAUUUGUAUCCAAUAAAACUCUUUCUAUAUAUAUAUAUAUAUAUAUCAUUUCUGCGAGUUGAUCUCCCAUCUCAACCGAUGGAGGUGGUGUCACCCACGCCAGCGAAAUCCGUUCUCCCUUCCCAUUCUUCUCAUUGUUCACGUCCUUCUUCUUUUUCUUCUUCUUCUUCUUCUUGGAUCUCUUCUCCUUAUAAUAUAUCGAAUGGUUCGAUCGGGUCCUCAAAUUCUCGUCAUGGAGGAUCUAGGCUUCGGAUCAUCAGCAGAAUUUGUGACAGAGUGCCGUGGAAGAAUCAAGGUGGAACUUGUUCCAGUAGCAGUACUAGCAGUGGCAGUAGCGCAUGCAACGGCAACGGUGGCUUUGGGUUUGUAUUAGGUGAGAGAGUAGAGGAGAAAAGGAGGCGUGAAAAGGCGGCGAGAGUUGUGAUAUGCGGUGCAGGGGCGGGAGGGAUCGGUAGGGAAGAAGAAGCAAUCCGGAUCCCGGAGAGAGCAAAGGUGGUGGCUUUGGUGUCCUUGGUGAUGUGCCUCUGCAAUGCCGAUCGCGUCGUCAUGUCCGUCGCCGUGGUCCCCCUCGCCGCCAAAUAUGGCUGGUCCAGCUCCUUCCUGGGGAUCGUCCAGUCUUCGUUUCUGUGGGGAUAUCUGUUCUCAUCUGUCGCUGGUGGAGCUCUGGCAGACAGAUACGGCGGGAAGAGAGUGAUGGCAUGGGGGGUGGCUCUCUGGUCCCUUGCCACUUUCCUCACUCCAUGGGCUGCUGACCACUCCACCGCGAUGCUUCUGGCAGUCCGUGCUCUGUUUGGCCUUGCCGAAGGUGUUGCCUUGCCUUCCAUGAACACACUCUUAUCCCGUUGGUUUCCUUGCCAUGAACGAGCAAGCGCGGUGGGCCUAUCAAUGGCUGGGUUUCACCUAGGAAAUGUUAUAAGUUUCUUGGCAACACCUGUCAUAAUGUCAAGCAUUGGACUUGCUGGGGCAUUUUCUCUGUUUGCGUCACUUGGGUUUAUGUGGCUAUCUCUCUGGGUAAAUGGGGUCACAAAUGAUCCUGGAGACAGUCCUCUGAUCAGCACUUAUGAGUUGCAAUUGAUCCGAGCUGGGAAGACAGAUGUCUCUUCUUCCAGCGGCUCCAAAUUUCCACCUCUUCGCCAUUUGCUGUCCAAGCUGCCUACAUGGGCUAUCAUCUUUGCCAAUGUUACCAACAACUGGGGCUACUUUGUGCUUCUUUCAUGGAUGCCUGUGUACUUCAAGACUGUAUAUAAUGUGAAUCUUAAACAAGCCGCAUGGUUUAGUGCUGUGCCUUGGGGUAUGAUGGCCAUAUCAGGUUACAUAGCUGGAGCCGCCUCUGAUUCUCUAAUUGCUUCUGGCUAUCCUGUAACUAGAGUUCGCAAAAUCAUGCAGUCAAUUGGUUUCAUUGGGCCCGCACUGGCAUUGUUGUGCUUGAAAUACGCUCAAACUCCCAAUGCAGCAGCGUUUUUAAUGACUGUUGCGUUGAGCUUCAGCUCUUUCAGCCAGGCUGGCUUCCUGCUCAACAUGCAGGAUAUUGCACCGCGGUAUGCAGGAUUCCUUCAUGGGAUUACAAACUCUGUUGGUACACUUGCUGCAAUAAUCAGCACCAUAGGAACCGGCUACUUCGUGCAGUGGUUGGGCUCCUUUCAGGCCUUCCUGACACUCACCUCAGCCCUCUACUUCAUCACCACCAUCUUCUGGAAUCUCUUUGCCACCGGGGAGCAAGUUUUCUAUUAAUCUUUUUUUGUAAACAUUCUUUGCCAUUCCCAGGUAUUAUAAUUGUCAUAUAGUCAUAUAUAUCUAUAUAUAUAUAUAUAUUAUUGUAAAUUUUAUAUUACCAACAUCUAAAUUGGGGUGAGCUGUUCAAG
Molecule: messenger RNA, 2318 nt
Organism: Dioscorea cayenensis subsp. rotundata (Guinea yam)
Lineage: Eukaryota; Viridiplantae; Streptophyta; Magnoliopsida; Dioscoreales; Dioscoreaceae
Product: probable anion transporter 3, chloroplastic
Exons: 8
Coding region: 535-2187 (550 amino acids)
Biological process (GO): transmembrane transport
Cellular component (GO): plastid
Molecular function (GO): phosphate transmembrane transporter activity
Source: RefSeq, a predicted model, not a curated record